This is a messenger RNA of Polyodon spathula (Mississippi paddlefish), 1717 nucleotides long. RefSeq names its product interferon alpha/beta receptor 1a-like. The transcript is spliced from 7 exons. NCBI's taxonomy places the organism in Eukaryota, Metazoa, Chordata, Actinopteri, Acipenseriformes, Polyodontidae. The record is from RefSeq and is a predicted model, not a curated record. The coding region runs from base 163 to 1200 and encodes 345 amino acids. Gene Ontology annotation, molecular function: protein binding.
AAAGUCGUCUCUUAAAACGGUGCAUUUCAGAAAAGUCAUUUGUAGACACUCCCUAAAUCUGCCAGUUUUCUGUGGUUUCCGCAACACCAGACAAUUUGUAAAGCUGAGGCUGCGUUGUCUGGGGGAUGUGUAGACCAUGGACUUUCUGAAUCCUUGAAGAAAAUGAUAGUUGUGCAGAUGUUUUUACUCCUGGAUCUACUCAUUAUGACAAAAGUACACAAAGUAACAGGAGAGCUGCCUUUUCCACAGAACAUAAGAGUCAAGGCUGUGAACACCCAGUUCAUCUUGGAAUGGGACUGGGACCCACAACAAUAUGACGAGACAGUCAGCUUUACCAUGGAGUAUAUUUUUGCAUAUCAGAAAAGUUUAAAAGGAUAUUCCAGUAAUCGUGUGUGUUACAGGAUCCCACAGACCCAGUGUGACUUCACUUACCAGGAUAUUAAUUAUUUUGGAGAAUACUACCUGCGCCUGAGAGCAGAAAGCAAAAAUAUAACUUCCAAGUGGAAAGAGAUAAAGUUCUGCCCCGAGGAACAUUCUGCCUUGGGGCCUCCUUCUAAAGUCAAUAUUGAAUCCAGUAAUGGAGUUCUGAAAGUGAACAUAACUGAUCCAAUGACCCAUAAGAAUGAGUCAAUGCGAAGUCUAAUGAAAAUUUCCUUCUUGAUAGUUUACUGGAAAAACACCUCCACAGCCAAGAAUCGGACCCUUACGAUCAACAAUGCAGAAACUUUACUUACUGGCCUUGAACCCUGGACUCUGUACUGUCUGCAGAUCCAGGCCUUCAAUGAACACUUUAAAAAGAGAAGUCAAUUCACUGAAGCUGUGUGCCAGCUAACAACCUGCAAAGACGAUGGCCUAACUCCAGUCUGGAUGGUCCUGCUCAUCUUCUUCUCUUCAGUAGCACUGCUUCUGUUCUGUUCCUAUGGUGUACAUGUGAUCUACAAAGUGAUCAAAUAUAGCUGCUUCCCACAGCUUCCAGACAGCAUGCAGCUGUAUGAGACAACCCCCAACCUCCAGUACACUGAUGUGCUCUUGAAGGAGGCCGAGAUGGAGCUGUGCUGUGAGAUGGUGAGUGUCAUGCUCAUUGAACCUUCACCCCCUAUCGAGCCAGCAUCAGCCAGCAUCAGGCACGACCACCAAAAUAGCGCAGACUCAGGGGUCUACUCGAGUGAGGAGGGCUCUGGGGGAGCUCAGGCUACAUAGCCAACACCUGAAGCAACUGCAGAGAAAUUCGAUUUCAGCAGGUCAGCUGCUACAAGAGGAACUGGAAAAGAAGACCCUUCUUCAGAACAACAUACCUGUACCAUGCUGCCUGCAGACAGUCACACACUGGCAUAAUAGUUAAUAAAGUAAGAAGCCGAUUAAGAGCCACAUUCAGUUAAAAUACACCACUUAAUUAUCUAACAAUUAGACUAUUAAUUAUCUAACAAUUACUUAGUAACUGCUAUGUAAUAAUGGCCAAACAGUGUCUUUUUCUAUAACUUUUUUUGUUUAAUCAAACUCUUAUACUUAAUAUAAAUCUAGUACCAACCCCUGUGGAAAAGGGUAUAACUUACUGUAAACAGAAGGAACAACUUAACCUGUUAUUUUGUGCAUCAGAAAGUCUACGUGAACUAACAUCUGCAUACUUAUUAAUUAACUUUUGUUAAUUAAUCAAUCAAUCAAUCUUUAUUUUAUAUAGCGCCUUUCAUAGUGGACCACAAUCACAAAGCGCUUUACA